This is a messenger RNA of Zingiber officinale, 880 nucleotides long. RefSeq lists its product as uncharacterized. The coding region runs from base 1 to 624 and encodes 207 amino acids. Lineage: Eukaryota; Viridiplantae; Streptophyta; Magnoliopsida; Zingiberales; Zingiberaceae. The transcript has 7 exons. The record is from RefSeq and is a predicted model, not a curated record.
AUGAGGUCCACAGCUUCGAUUCGUUUCUUCUCCGUUAAGAAAAAAACAAAGAGAGCGAAUCACCGCACCCGCGCUUGUUCAAUCUCGUUAAAUCUCUGCAUCUGCAGUUGUUGUUUGGUAAAUGGACACUUAAAGAACCACUUGUUGCAUAGCAUACAUGGGAGCAGUUGUUGCAACGGAGGCCUAGCUAAACCUCAAUCUUCAAUUGAAAGAACACCAACCACAUCUGGGAAGGACAAUAUUCCUCAGCAUUUAUCACACACGAAAGGGGAAUGGUCCUUAAACCCAGAGGCAAUGGAACACACUGUUAGCAUAGCUCAUUCCCUUGACAGAAACCUUGCUUCUGUAUGCGAUCCAGUAAAGGAAGAGAUCAAGUCGGCAAGCAAAAAUCAUGACAACUUAUUUAUCAACAAAGCUGCUAUAGCAUGGAAUGAAAUGCGAAGACAGUGGAUUGGUGAUCAGUCUCGCAGCUCUUGUAAAACUACAAGAGAGGCAACAAUAAGCUGGAGCACUAGUUAUGGGGAUUUACUUUCAACCAGUCAACCCUUUGCACAACCAAUUCCUUUAGCAGAAAUGGUUGAUUUUUUAGUUGAUAUCUGGCAUGAUGAAGGACUUUAUGAUUAGUAAAGGAGAUGUCCGACUCAAAUGCAUUUGCCUCUUCUGUUUGGAUGUCAGAUUCGUCCAGUCUCAGAUUUUCUUUUUUGGUAAAUUAGAGAAAAAUCCCCGUAAUCAUAACUUUACAUGCAAUCCUCAUGCCUAAAAAACUUUGUUUCCACUCCCUGCAUGUAAAGUAUUACUUGUUUCAACUCCCUCAUGCAAAUAUUGAUACCUAAAUUGCCCCUCAGAUUUUUUAGGUACAAAAAAUUCAAAAUUGAGUACA